Molecule: messenger RNA, 3080 nt
Organism: Exophiala oligosperma
Lineage: Eukaryota; Fungi; Ascomycota; Eurotiomycetes; Chaetothyriales; Herpotrichiellaceae
Exons: 2
Coding region: 872-2485 (537 amino acids)
Source: RefSeq, a predicted model, not a curated record
CCUCACCUUGCACAUUCAUCUUCCUCCCACCACCACCACCUCUUUUUCGUCGGUCUUGUUUCUUCUUCCACCCUUCCAAGUCGAUACUCGACAUCGACGACAUCCCCUUUUUCCAUCCACCCUCCGUCUCUCUCGCGUCUCGUGCCUUUCCUUACCACCUAGUCCGAUUCUGCAGGUUCGCCCUAAUCGCAAUUUCGACCACGAUCCAGAUCCAGAGCCCCCCCGAGAGCUUGACAGCUGCUGUCCCUGGUCGGCGGAUUCUGCCUCCUCACUGCAAUUCGAUACCCAUAUUCAAAAAAGCUCACCUCGAUACUUACAUACGUCCUAAUCACCAUCGUCUUUCUUUUUCCCAGCUGAAAAGGAACUUAUUCGAUCAUUGCCGAGCAAUAUCCUACUACAACCCACCGUUCAUUGUCGUACAUUUCGUAUAUUAUUCGCCGCGUUAACUAAAGACUGCCCUGUACAUUUUCACACAUCAUUUGCCUCUGCGGCCCUCUUGUCAGCACAUCACACAAACUCACACAAUCUCUCUGCGCCUUUGACUGCUACAGCUGGCUGAAUUUCUGGCAGGCAUUUCAUCGCUAUCCUCAACUUUCUCACGUCACUAGAUUCCUCGCCGCCUUUUUACUUUCUCGGCCACGAUACGAAACCUGACCUCACACGAAUCUCAGUAAUCUUCUAAUCCUCGAAACAAUCAUCUCACUCAUACCUUCAUUGCAAUUCACUUCUACGCGUCUCGACGCCACGGAUAUUACGGCUACUUUCUUGACAGAUCCCUCGCUGGAUCUCGCCUAUCCGCAUUACACACUUUCAGCAUUUCAUCCUGGUUCUUCAGCUCCCACAUUUUUCUUGCCUUCAGUCAUAGAAAACAAUGAGCAUCGACGCUGGCGGUCUUGCUCAAAUGACUUACCAGUCUCCUUUCAACAACUCCAUCGGCGUUUCCGGCCCCGGCUUUGCGUCGCGUGGAAAAGGCUCUCACAUCAAACGUCUCAGUGUUGCCCCUCCCCCAAAGAUUUCGACCAUCGAUGAGACUCAACAGGCCAACGUCGGCGCGACACCACGAACUAGCCGUAGUCACUUGCUAGCCGGUCUUCGUACUGCCCCGAAAUCUGCCACCGUGCCUCCGGCUAGCAAUGCCAUGGGUCUCGAAGGCAGCAAGUACGCUUCGAAUUCGCAAUACGGAAACCACAUUCCGCAGACUGCAACUGGCACGUACUUUCCAAACAAGAGGGCUUCGUACCAUGGCGGCAGCUACCAGCAGAAUUAUUCCCUGCCUGAACAUGUCCUGGCUCCUCCAUCGCUCGACUUUGUAGACCCAACAGACCCAAUGGAUCAAAAUCUUUAUGACGAAUUGGUAGCGACCAACAAUUAUCUGGCUCAGCAGCAACGAGCUCUGCAGCAACAACUUCUCAGCGUUACUGCGGCCGCUCAGCAACUGGGAGGACUGAACCUCAAUUCUGCCAUGAUGACCAACCCUGGCCAACAAUUCCAGUCACCCAUCAAUUCUCCUAUGAGCAUGUACAGUCAGCAAUUCCAACAAGGCCUGCAACCUGUUGUUCAGCCGGUGCCUGGAAGUCCUGGCGUGUUUGCUGUCUACAAUCCCAUGACGGGUCAGUCAAACUUCGUGGUUGACCCCUCCCUCCAACAACAGCAAGACACCUUGUCUUCCCGUCGAAACAAUUCUGUCUCACCCCCUCCUGCCAACGCUGGCUACCAACGUCAAUUCGCCGAGCCUCAUCCCCUGUCCGACUCACGUUCGCGUACUCCUCCCAAGUCCACACCGUCUCCGCAGAUGGACGUCGAACCACUCCCACCGCCAUCUGCCAAUGCUUUCCGACGAGGACACAGAAAGAACGCGUCAUCUGUGAAUAUCAAGACGACGGGCGAGUGGACAAAAGGAGCGGCGGGGCUGAGAUCAGCCGGUAUGCCUCAGACUCCCAUGACUGGCACCUUUGGUCCUGGACAAGGACGUGCUGGAGAGCACCCAGUCAGACAACCAAAGAACCCACCUCAUCUUCAAGAGUUGCAAGACAAGCCAACAUCAAAGCACGAAGGAAGCAAGAAUUUCGCUACACGUCAACGUCGUCGAGCUGUUCAUGACUUGGUUCGUGCAGGUCGCGAGCGUCGAAGCGAUGGUCGUCAGUCGGGUUCUGGAGCCGGCACGCCUGGAAGCGAAAAUGAAUUCAACUUUUCUGUCUCGUCCGACAACGAUUCCGUUCUCGCUGGCAGCACUAGUCUUUCAAGCAAACCAAGCAUGGGUAGUCUUCGUGCUGCUGCCAGUGGUGUUAUUGGUGGCGAGAGAAAGGAGAUAUCCCGAGAACGAUCUUCAGUUGACAGCAUUGGAGCCAUCAGUGCUAAGAGCCUGAGCAGUGAUGAAGGUAACCUCAUUGGAGGGUCUAUGGUUGAAGUUGAGCAACCUGCUAGACGUAACACUCCAUUGUUGGUCCUUAGCAACGCCGAAAAACGCAAGAGCGUGAUCAUGUGAAGGACGAUAUUCAGGGCAGCGCCCACCUAUUCCACAACUCACCGAGUACUCUUGGAAGACUCAGCCACUCUUUUAUCAUCACGACUUGAUGACUGCAGCCCAGAUUAAAUUGGCACGACAUUACUGUUUUUUCUACACUCGAUACUUCCUAUGAAAAAAGAGAAAACCCCAGGCACCCCUGAUGGAGGAGUACUAGUACUGUCUUUAAUGGGACCUUGAUUAUCAUUGCUUUCUCUUUCUUUCUUCUCUUCAGCCAGGUUUUGUUUGCAUCUCGAAUUCCCGGGGAAAGAUCAAGUAAUUGUGUAUGCAAGUAUGCAAGUAUGCAUGACUCUCCUGCAGAGAUGCGAGAGGAUUCUUUCUGUACCCAUCAGACCUGGCUUAUCUUUGCUAGCAACAAACUUGGGGUGGUUGGCAUGAUGAAGCGGAUGAAGUUUGGGGGGAGAGAGUCCUUUGUUAGUAUUGUUGGAUUGUCACACCUCGAUUUUAAGGAAAUUGAGAUGGAGGUCCUGGAAUGGAGCGAAGGAUUAGGGCUGUGAAUGUAGUUGACCUUGAAACCAUUGAACCUAGUUGAUAGCAAUUAUUAUUUUUAUUAUCA